UCACUUUGUCGUGCAGCGUUCUUGAAUUAGAGAGAGUAAAUGUUGACCGUGCUAGAGGCAGUACAGAGAGAGCAGAACCAGACAUGCACCUAUCCUUGUCAUUGCUAGCCCACUCCGUCCAUGCACCCUUCUCAUCAUGGACCUCAGUCGACGACAUCUGGCGAUUCCUGAUAUCUAUGAGGUGGUCAUCAUUGAUCGAAGGCAGAGAGGGAGACCGGUCGAAGCCAGUGUGUGCAUGCGGCGUAACAUCCGGAGGAACCUCCUUAAUGAGUACAAGAGGAGCAGGAGCAGCUAGAGCAGUUGCCACUGCAGCAGUUGCAAGCACAGGGAGACAUCUUGGCUGAAUAUGAACGUCGUGGUGAGCGAGAUUCUUGAAAAUGAGAUUUGUAGCUGAAAACGA
Aspergillus alliaceus is the source of this 400-nucleotide messenger RNA. RefSeq lists its product as uncharacterized. The transcript is spliced from 2 exons. The record is from RefSeq and is a predicted model, not a curated record. Lineage: Eukaryota; Fungi; Ascomycota; Eurotiomycetes; Eurotiales; Aspergillaceae. Bases 84 to 344 code for a protein of 86 amino acids.